Molecule: messenger RNA, 1971 nt
Organism: Danio aesculapii
Lineage: Eukaryota; Metazoa; Chordata; Actinopteri; Cypriniformes; Danionidae
Gene: hapln1b
Product: hyaluronan and proteoglycan link protein 1b
Exons: 5
Coding region: 260-1321 (353 amino acids)
Biological process (GO): cell adhesion
Molecular function (GO): hyaluronic acid binding
Source: RefSeq, a predicted model, not a curated record
UGCAGGAUGGGUUUUUUGGGGGGGGUUGGUUGGCUACUCUGCAGAGGAGUUCUGCUGACUGCAGUAGAGAGGGACUACCUCAGUGCGUCAGCACUCUGAAAUGAAUGAAGAAAAAACCCCGAAUCAAUCAGAGUGACUGCAGAGAGAGAAGAGUCUACACACUUUCUCUGAUCUUUUUGCGUAGCUGUCUUCACAUGCGCUAGUGGCCACUCCGUAAGAUGUGAAGAUUCCCCCGAUCCCCCCGGUGCUAUAAAUCAAGAUGACCUUCCUGCUCCUCUUCCUCUUAGUUUUGUCUGAGAGCAGAGCUGACAACUUUGAGGAGGCGUACAGCGACCUGGAACACUACAGGACUAUUUACAUCUCAGAAAACGGCCCCCGACUCUCAGUUGACACAGCACAACCCAAAGUGAUUUCCCAGCGCGGAGGCAACGCCACACUGCCAUGCAAGUUCGAUCGGGAUUCCUCGCUUCCCCCAAAUCCCAAACUGAGGAUUAAAUGGACUAAACUGACCUCAGACUACCUGAAGGAAAUUGACGUGUUUGUGGCGAUGGGCUUCCACAAAAAGAGCUACGGUCGAUUCCACGGCCGCGUUCACCUUCAGGCUGCCAGCGAGAGUGACGCCUCAUUGGUUAUCACAGAGAUCACCCUGGAGGAUUAUGGGAAAUACAAGUGUGAAGUCAUUGAUGGUUUAGAGGACGAUACGGCAGUGGUUUCUCUCGACCUACAAGGUAUCGUUUUUCCAUAUUUCCCAAGACUGGGUCGUUACAACCUUAACUUCCCUGAGGCUGAAAAAGCCUGCCGAGAUCAAGACGCCAUUGUGGCAUCUUUCGAGCAGCUGUACGACGCCUGGAGAGACGGUUUGGAUUGGUGCAAUGCAGGCUGGCUGAGUGACGGAUCGGUGCAGUACCCCAUCACCAAACCCAGAGAGCCAUGUGGCGGCAAAAACACCAUUCCCGGAGUCAGGAAUUAUGGGAUACGAGACAAGCAAAAAGAAAGAUACGAUGUCUUCUGUUUCACCUCCAACUACAAAGGACGUUUUUAUUAUUUGAUACACUCGUCCAAGCUUACAUAUGACGAGGCGGUGCAAGCUUGCCAAAAGGAUGGUGCUCAAAUCGCCAAAGUCGGGCAGAUGUACGCAGCAUGGAAGCUUCUGGGCUACGACCGCUGCGACGCAGGCUGGUUGGCGGACGGUAGUGUACGAUAUCCAAUCUCCAAACCACGCAGACGCUGCAGUCCCACAGAGGCCGCCGUACGCUUCUCCGGAUUCCCAGACAAGAAGCACAAACUCUACGGUGUCUACUGCUUCAAGGGCAACAACUGAGUGUGAAAAGAUUUAUAACUCACGAACUAAGUGUAACAAUGUAAGGAGUUAGAGUGCAUUAAAACUGUGACAAAGUCUCUAGAUACUGUAACACAGAAGGAUUUGAUUAAGACGUAAAUGAUUGGAGUUUGUUAGAAGAUUCUGUAGGAUUAGGCACCUCCUCAGGUGGUCUUUUCCCUCAAAAAUCAAGACGGCAACCGGACAGGAAUAGUAUUCAUAGUAUGCCGCAGAAACUAUGAGUCUGAGCGAUCGUAUACAGCAGUGCUAAUUAAAGGAAGAGAUGUUUGGUGAGAUUGCAGUAGAAAUUCACACUGUGCUCUUCCAUUUAGCAUGCAGUAGCUUGAGGGAUGUUCUAGAACUGAAAUGACGGCAAAGCUUAAAUACGUUGAACUGAUACCUUUGAGCACUUAGUUUAUCAUUCAAGAACAUCAUAUCCCAUAAUAAACCUCAUAUAGAAAUCUGAUUUAUGACAAUAUACUGUAUGCUAAUUAUAAAUGUGACAUAAAUAUUCAUAUUUAGAUUUCACAUAUAUAAUUUCACAUACUUUUUUAAAAUGAUUGGAAUUACAAAUAUGUACUUGUAUGUACGUUCAAUUAUAUUAGCUAUAUUUUAUAUAUGUGUUUACAUAUGGCUGUAUAUGAACAUAUACG